GUGCUGCUCUUUUCGACACAAAAAAAACUCUCAUAAGCUAGAGCGGAGUAAGUUACAAGGACGGGAGGAGUAUAUGUUUUAACCCCAUAAAAUGGUCAGUAGCUAGCAAGAUUCUGUCAUUCAUGUGUAUCAUGCUUGAACAUUCCCCUUAUAUAUAGGGACAUUUUUCCCUUUAUUAUACGCACAUUAGACAAUAAUAGAAAAAUAAGAGAAAAUUAAGAAGAUGAGCAAAGAUAGCAUUCACGUUGUAAUGGUUCCAUGGUUAGCAUUUGGUCACUUGAGCCCAUUUUUACAACUGUCCAUAGCCUUAGCCAAAGAAGGAGUUCAUGCCUCUUUUAUUUCCACUCCCAGGAACAUUAAGAGACUUCCUAAAGUUCCUCCUAAAUUAGCACCACUAGUAAAUCUAGUCGAAUUUCCGCUGCCAUCACUCGAUAACAGCCCGUUGCCCGCUGAUGCUGAGGCAAGUGUAGACAUUCUUGCUGAUCAAAUUUUCUACUUGAAAGAGGCUUUUGAUCUCCUUCAAGAACCUGUUAAAAACUUCAUUGCUGAUAAGAAACCUGAUUGGAUCAUCGCUGAUUUCAUCCCCCACUGGGUGGUUGAUAUCGCUCGAGGACUUGACAUUCCCCUUAUUAAAUUUAGUGUCUUCACUGCUGCUUCACGGGUUUUCUUUGGCCCCCCAAAACGUAGAUCUGCGCUCGAUCAAGUUAAAAAGGGACCACAGCCAUUACAUGAACUUUUGACAUCUCCACCUCCGUGGGUGGAUUUUCCAUCGAUUGUUGCUCUCCGGAAACGUGAAGCGCUAGAACUAAUUGCUGUCUUCCGUGCAGAGAAUGCUUCACGCGAAAGUUUACUGGGACACGAUGCCAUAGUAGAAGACGCAUGCAGAGCUGUGGCUAUACGUACUUGCAGUGAAUUUGAAGGUGAUUACUUGGACACAUAUAGAAAACUCAAGGGAAGACCAGUAAUUCCGACUGGUUUGCUACUACCGGAAGAAUUACCAGUGGAUGAAAGAACCCUUGCUUGUCAGCCAAAUUGGAAAAAAAUCUCCAAAUGGCUCGACGAACAAAAGCCAAGAUCUGUUGUGUUUGUGGGAUUCGGCAGUGAGUGUAAACUUAGCAGGAAUCAAGUGUACGAAAUAGCAAAGGGAGUACAACUCUCAGGACAACCGUUUCUGUGGAUAUUACAGAAGCCUCGUUGGGCUCUGAACGAUAUUGAUGCGUUGCCAUCAGGCUUUGGCUCCGCGACAGAGGGGAGAGGGUUGGUGCACAUUGGCUGGGCACCACAAAAGGAAAUUCUUGCUCAUCGGGCCAUUGGAGGAUCCCUCUUUCAUGCAGGAUGGGGUUCAGCCAUUGAAGCUUUACAAUAUGGUCAUGUUCUCGUGGUGCUGCCUUUUGUUUUUGACCAAGGAUUGAAUGCAAGACUGCUAGUUGAAAAAGGUUUCGCAGUUGAGGUGAAGAGAAGCGAAGAAGAUGGAGCAUUUAGUGGAAAUGACAUUGCAUUGUCAUUGAGAGAAGCGAUGGUUUUAGAGGUAGGAGAAGAACUUAGAGCUCGAGCUAGAAAAGCUGCUGUUAUUUUUGGAGACCGUAAACUUCAAGACUACUAUGUCAAAACCUUUGUCGAGUACUUGAAAAGUGACCGUGGAAUUAAUUAGAAACAUUAUUGUGCAUGUUCAAUGCAUGUCAAUCAAAUGUUAAUAUUUGUAGGCAUUGAACUGGUUGGCAACUAUGUAUAUCACCUGGUGAAUUAGACUGGCAAGCUGCUCUAGCAAGAUUGCAAUAAAUGAAUGACUUCAUUUUUACCA
Capsicum annuum is the source of this 1801-nucleotide messenger RNA. Its product is annotated as putative UDP-rhamnose:rhamnosyltransferase 1. NCBI's taxonomy places the organism in Eukaryota, Viridiplantae, Streptophyta, Magnoliopsida, Solanales, Solanaceae. Gene Ontology annotation, molecular function: UDP-glycosyltransferase activity. The transcript has a single exon. The coding region runs from base 224 to 1651 and encodes 475 amino acids. The record is from RefSeq and is a predicted model, not a curated record.